AGGCGAGCGGGGAAGGGAGGAAGGAAGCGGGCGAGGGGAGGGAGGUCCCUGUUUUGGUGGAGCCGGGCGCGUCGCCGGCCCCCAAGUGGAGCGGGAGGGAGGCGCCUGGCGUUUCUCCGGCCCGGGGAGGUCCCGGCUUCCUGCGGAGGCUCCGGACCCAGCCCUUCAGCCGCGCGCCCCGGGUCGAUGUGCUGCUGUUAACCCCGAGGAGGCGGCGGCCGCGGAAGAUGGUGUUGCCGAGAGUGUUAAUUCUGCUCCUCUCCUGGGCGGCGGGGCUGGGAGGUCAGUAUGGAAACCCUCUAAACAAAUAUAUUAGACAUUAUGAAGGAUUAUCUUAUAAUGUGGACUCCCUACACCAAAAACACCAGCGUGCCAAAAGAGCAGUCUCGCACGAGGACCAGUUUUUACGUCUCGAUUUCCAUGCACUCGGAAGACAUUUCAAUCUACGAAUGAAGAGGGACACUUCCCUGUUUAGUGAUGAAUUUAAAGUAGAAACAUCAGAUAAAGUACUUGAUUAUGAUACCUCUCACAUUUACACUGGACAUAUUUAUGGUGAAGAAGGAAGUUUUAGCCAUGGGUCAGUGAUUGAUGGAAGAUUUGAAGGGUUCAUCCGGACUCACGGUGGCACAUUUUACAUCGAGCCAGCAGAGAGAUACAUUAAAGACCGAGCCCUGCCUUUCCACUCUGUCAUCUACCAUGAAGAUGACAUUAACUACCCUCACAAGUACGGGCCGCAGGGCGGCUGUGCCGACCACUCAGUGUUCGAGAGGAUGAAGCGGUACCAGAUGACGGGGGUGGAGGAAGCCACGCAGAAACCUCAAGAAGAACAUGCUCCCAAUGGCCCAGAACUCCUGAGGAAGAAACGUACGACUUUAGCUGAAAGAAAUACUUGUCAGCUUUAUAUUCAGACUGAUCACCUCUUCUAUAAAUACUACGGGACACGAGAAGCUGUGAUCGCCCAGAUAUCCAGUCAUGUCAAAGCGAUUGACACAAUUUACCAGACCACAGACUUCUCGGGAAUCCGAAACAUCAGUUUCAUGGUGAAACGCAUAAGAAUCAACACAACUGCGGAUGAGAAGGACCCCACAAACCCUUUCCGUUUCCCCAAUAUCGGCGUGGAGAAGUUUUUAGAGCUGAAUUCGGAGCAGAACCAUGACGACUACUGCUUGGCCUACGUCUUCACGGACCGGGACUUCGACGACGGGGUGCUCGGCCUGGCCUGGGUGGGGGCGCCCUCAGGAAGCUCUGGAGGAAUCUGUGAAAAAAGUAAGCUGUAUUCUGAUGGUAAGAAGAAGUCCCUGAACACUGGGAUUAUCACUGUCCAGAAUUACGGGUCUCACGUGCCUCCCAAAGUCUCUCACAUAACUUUUGCUCAUGAAGUUGGACAUAACUUUGGAUCUCCACAUGAUUCUGGAACAGAGUGCACACCAGGAGAGUCUAAGAACUUAGGACAAAAAGAGAACGGCAAUUACAUCAUGUACGCAAGAGCAACUUCUGGGGACAAACUUAACAACAAUAAAUUCUCACUGUGUAGUAUUAGAAAUAUAAGUCAAGUUCUAGAGAAGAAGAGAAACAACUGUUUUGUUGAGUCUGGCCAGCCCAUCUGUGGCAAUGGAAUGGUGGAGCAGGGUGAGGAGUGUGACUGCGGCUACAGUGACCAGUGCAAGGACGAGUGCUGCUUCGAUGCGAACCAGCCUGCGGGGAAGAAGUGCAAGCUGAAGCCGGGCAAGCACUGCAGUCCGAGUCAAGGUCCCUGCUGUACCGCACAGUGCACAUUCAAGCCCAAGGCUGAGAAGUGCCGGGACGACUCGGACUGCGCGAGGGAAGGGGUCUGUAAUGGCGUCUCGGCGCUGUGUCCCGCGUCCGACCCGAAGCCGAACUUCACAGACUGCAACAGGCACACGCAAGUGUGCAUUAAUGGGCAAUGUGCAGGCUCCAUCUGUGAGAAGUACGACCUGGAGGAGUGCACCUGUGCCAGUUCCGACGGCACAGACGAUAAGGAGCUGUGCCACGUCUGCUGCAUGAAGAAAAUGGAGCCCUCUACCUGUGCCAGCACAGGCUCUGUGCAGUGGAGCAAGCACUUCGGCGGGCGCACCAUCACCCUGCAGCCCGGCUCUCCUUGCAAUGAUUUCAGAGGCUACUGCGACGUCUUCAUGCGGUGCCGGUUAGUGGAUGCGGACGGUCCUCUGGCAAGACUUAAGAAAGCCAUUUUUAGUACACAGCUGUAUGAAAAUAUUGCCGAAUGGAUUGUGGCACACUGGUGGGCCGUGCUGCUCAUGGGGAUCGCGCUGAUCAUGCUGAUGGCCGGCUUCAUCAAGGUGUGCAGCGUGCACACGCCCAGCAGCAACCCGAAGCUGCCGCCCCCGAAGCCGCUCCCAGGCACUUUAAAGAGGAGGAGACCGCCCCAGCCCAUUCAGCAGCCGCAGCGCCAGCGGCCGCGGGAGAGCUAUCAGAUGGGACACAUGAGACGCUGACUGCGGCUUUGCCUUGGUUCUUCUAGUGCCUACAGUGGGAAACUUCACUCCAAAGAGAAACCUGUUCAGUCACCAUCUCCAGAUUAAGCCCUCACAAAUAGUAGUUGAAGACAAAAAUGGCAAGAGAUCUUGUCCUCAGACCUGGUGGAAUUACUUAAGUUCGAAAGCCUGAAAGCUCCAGUUUUGGGGGGUGGGGUGGAAAAGGAACCCAGUUUUCUUAUGGACAGCUAUUUUUAUCCUAAUGGCACAAGUCUGAGAAUACUAUCAUGUGCCCUGUGCUCCCUGUUCUUCAUUGCUGCAUUUUCUUCACUUGCAGUCAAACUUGGCUCUGGAUAAACUUCUAUCAAAAUUGAAAUAUAUAUAUUUUUUUCAACUGCCAGUCAAGGCGUGGAGGCUCGGCCACUCAACAUUGGAGACACCGCCUGCCAGUGUGCAUCCCUUGCUCUGUGCAGACAUGUAUUUAUUACGUGCACUGUACCUCUGUGUGCAAUGGUAACCAGGAAAUGCAAUAUGGAUGUUUCUUUGUAUUAUAAAAUUUCUCCGCUCUUAAUGAAAAAUUACUGAUUAAUUGACAUAUACUCAGGAUAACAGAGAAUGGUGGUAUUCAGUGGUCCAGGAUUCUGUAAUGCUUUAUACAGGCAGUUUUGAGAUGAGAAUCAAUGUACCUUUUUCUAACGACAGUCAGUUCUUAGGUCAUUUUCCUUUAUCCAGUUUUUGCUGUGUGUGCGCGCAGGACGGCGCUGAGGGCCACAGCCACGCGUCAUGCAGGUGGCAGGGCAGUGCCCUCCUGCCGGCUCUCUGGAAACAUCGGAUUUCUGCUUCUGUGGUUUAAGCUUUCUGAUCCAAUUCCAUUCUUUGAAUUGAUAGUUGAGAUUUUACUUAUGUUCUGGUAGGAAUUAUGUCUAUGAGAUGAUUCUUUUUAUUUGUAGCUCACUUGUGUUUUCCAUAUGUCUAAAAUAAUACUAAGUAUGUUUUUGUCUGAUAACGGAAAAGGAAAGCUGUGUCUUUGUCAGGGUUUCAGCAGGUUUUAGCAUACCAUCACUGAUCAUCGGUAACCACUAAGAGUGAGUAACGUGCUCAGCUCGUAGUUCAAGUUGUAGAUAGGCGUCUGCCAUGUUUUUCCCUUAAUUAUUGUAACUACAAUGAAGGUGAAACAGCACAAUGUCCCAUUCCAAGUUUAUUUUUUAAGCAGAUGUAAAUAAUUGGCUUUUUUAAAGAAAGAGAAAGCAAAAUAUUAACAGGCUUAUUGCUAUGCAGGAAGUGGAAGGGGCAUUACAAAACAGUUCAAGCUUGUGAUGUAUUUAUUGCUUCUGUUUCCCAGCUACAUUGCUUAAAUUAGAAGUAAACAGUAUGAUUUUCCUGGCUUCGCAUAGGAGGCAAAUUUAGGGGAAGUUGAAAUGAUUUCUGUGUUUUGGAUUUUUUUCUUUUUUCUUAAGAGUAUAAGGUUUACACAAUCAUUCUCAUAAUGUGACGCAAGCCAGCAAGGCCAAAAAUGCUAGAGAAAACAAUGGGAUCUCUUCCUGUAAACUUGUACAGUAUGUGGUGACUUUUUCAAAACACAGCUUUUUGUACAUGAUUUAGAGACAAAUUUUGUACAUGAAUCCCCAGAUAGACGAUAAUAAUUCUAAACAAACAAGUAGGUAGAAAUGUAAGAAACUGCUUUUAAAUCAUUUCAAUGCCUUUGUUUUUGGACUGUGCAAAGGUUGGAAGUGGGUUUGCCUUUCUACAGUGGUGACUUUUAUUCUGCAAGAGUUCUUAGUAACUUCUCGAACGUGGUAGACUUUGGAACAUGUACAUUUUUUUGCUUGUAUUGUUAUCCUGUGGUAGGGUUGUGGCAGGGGUACACUGCCUUAUUUUAUUUGGAGUCUUAAGUUAAAUGUUUUCUGAAAAGAUACGUGCACUGAACUCUUUCCACUGCAAAUCAAGAUGUGGUAAAAAUGAAAAGAUCAAGACAAAUGAGAUCUAAUACUACUGUCGAUUUAAUGUCCACUGUGUUUUAUACAGUAUCUUUUUUUGUUCACUUUGGAAAUUUUUACUAAAAAUUGCAAAAAAUAAAGUAUUGUGCAAAGAUGUAAGGUUUUUUGAAACUUGAAAUGCAUUAAUAAAUAGACUUGAAAACA
Molecule: messenger RNA, 4594 nt
Organism: Octodon degus (degu)
Lineage: Eukaryota; Metazoa; Chordata; Mammalia; Rodentia; Octodontidae
Gene: Adam10
Product: ADAM metallopeptidase domain 10
Exons: 16
Coding region: 228-2474 (748 amino acids)
Biological process (GO): Notch signaling pathway; membrane protein ectodomain proteolysis
Cellular component (GO): plasma membrane; synaptic membrane
Molecular function (GO): metalloendopeptidase activity involved in amyloid precursor protein catabolic process
Source: RefSeq, a predicted model, not a curated record